AUGUCCACAGAUGAAGACAGCAUCCAGACCAGUGGCCCUUUGUCCACUCAGGCCACUUCCUCUGUCAAACGCUCCAAUUAUAAAGACUUUCAUUUGAAUCGGGCGUCCAAAGUGUGGGAGGACCGAUUUCUUGGAAAUUCCACAGCAUGCCAUUUUGCUCGACACCGAACGGCCUCUCAGGUCAUUGGCAAACGGCACAGCUUCGCAGGUCGUCACAUUUCUUCACGUUUCACAAGUUCUGAAUCCAUACCCACCAACCUGCUCAAAUCGCGAUCGCAAAUCGGCAGCAGCUUGAGUAGUAUUAAAGAACAUCUAUUUACUAUGAUUGCACCGGAUGACAAUAAACUUUGCCUCAAGUUUUUCGGCACCAAACGAGCAGUGCACUUGGAACAGCAAAGAAUGUUCAACCAGCAGGUGUGGAUUAUACAUCCGUACAGUUGCUUCAAGUAA
This is a messenger RNA of Hydatigera taeniaeformis, 450 nucleotides long. Lineage: Eukaryota; Metazoa; Platyhelminthes; Cestoda; Cyclophyllidea; Taeniidae. The record is from the annotation of a GenBank genome assembly.